This is a messenger RNA of Caenorhabditis briggsae, 6291 nucleotides long. NCBI's taxonomy places the organism in Eukaryota, Metazoa, Nematoda, Chromadorea, Rhabditida, Rhabditidae. Gene Ontology annotation, biological process: phosphatidylinositol-mediated signaling; phosphatidylinositol phosphate biosynthetic process. Gene Ontology annotation, cellular component: plasma membrane; cytoplasm. The transcript is spliced from 15 exons. The record is from RefSeq and is a predicted model, not a curated record. Gene Ontology annotation, molecular function: 1-phosphatidylinositol 4-kinase activity. The coding region runs from base 1 to 6291 and encodes 2096 amino acids.
AUGAGAGAUAUCGAGGAUUUCGUGUUCACUAAUAAGCAGUGCCUGGCGGUUUGUAUAGCGAAGAAUGAGAACACGAAACUCUCGCAAAUCUACCAACUUCUGGCACUUGACGACAAAGAGGAGCAUUUCGAAUCGCAGCCAUUGAGCCAUAAUGUCCGCUGUUCUCUGAUUGGAGUCGCUAAUUUCCUGUUACAUAGCCAUGGAAGAUUCGCUGAUGAUCUGGUUCCAAUGCUCCUUAGAGCUCUCACCGCUCUUCCACACAUGAAAUGGAUCGAUGAUGGUCUGCUGAACAAAUCUGACAGAAUUCCUGUCCAAGAGCAAUUCGCGUUUUGUUUCAACACAUCCUUAUCCGAUUUGGCUGCUCAUUUACCCCGACUCCGCGAGCAUAUCGUUUCUGCUCAAUGUGACGCCCUGGCUUGUUCAGUGUCUUCGGUUUAUGAUCUUCUGGAAGACAAGGAGAAUCUCGAGCACAACUAUUCGCAUAUUAUCAAAUUGAUGUGCUAUGUGCUCGGUUUGACUAGGUCGAUUGGAAGAUUUUCUACGGAUUAUGAUACUCCGCUGAUUUCUCUGAUCUUCCCACUACCGAUGGAUGAGACCAAGAAGUUGAAGGGUACUUCUAGUGGGGAGAUAAUCCAUCGAAUCAGCACCGACGAGUUCACAUUCGACACUCCUGAAAACUCUGAGAACCUUCUUCGAGACCAAACGAGACUUAUCCGGAUGUACAACAAACUCGGUGCCUCGUUUCUCUUCCACAACUUCACGGGCGGUCUAAAACUGGAGAUGUCGGCUCAAGACCUGGAAAAGCUCUUCGAUUCCGUACAACGACUAAUGGAUUCGAAAUUCCUGGAAGUGCUGGAUGAGAUAUCUGGAGAAAUAUUCCAAAGUGGAGGCGCCGUCAAACGAAAUCCCUACAAAUCAAUGUCAGAGAUUGUGAAUUUGUGUAGUUUGACACUUUUGAAGGAUGUUUUGGGACCGUAUCAGGUGUCUUCGAAGGAUAGCCCUGUUUCCGAGAAGUUUGCUAAGGAAAUUGGCGUUUUUUCGAAAGCGGCACUACAAAAGCUGGAUUCUGAGCUGCAAGGGCUUCAGCAUUCGUCAGAGCCAGUUAUGAAUCCAACCACAGAAGUUUCCCGUCAAAAACUCAACAUGCAAUCAGCUACAGUAUCCCUUCAGCUAAUCGCCUGGGCAGCUGUAGAUGAUAUUGAUGCUGAUACGAUUUGUACUGAAAUUAUCACUAGGCUAUUUGCAAAUCAGCCCCAGAGGACUAUAAUCUCGCAACUUCCUCUCUACCUUAAAGCUAUUUCUAGUAUGGCUACACUGGCGGAGAAAUUUCCAGCUGUUGCGACAACCGCCGUCAAUCAGAAUCUCCAACGAUUUCUAUUGGAGCCAGCACCAAUGUUAACGAAGCUGGCGUCAGAUACGUCUACACUGGAGCGAGGAAAAUCAGCUGAAGACGUGAUUCAAAACUCGAAAUCUAGCUCGAAUAUCGAAGCGAUUUCCAAGCGAAAGCUAGCGCUGGAUGCUCUCCGAAACGCGGCUAUCAAAGCGAUUUGUCGCGCGCUGAAAUCGUCGAUUCGAAUGGAGAGUGACAGUGUACAGCAGUGUUUGGCAGGAUUGUCCACGAAGCUUUUUGUGUGCUCCAAUGCUCAGAAUUUCGUUGUCUCCUUGGUAUGCGAAAAUGCGAUCCAGACCCUCGGCGGCAUCGGAGUCGGAUUAGUCGACUCGACAGCUGUGGAAGUUCCCGAGAUGGUUGUUCAAAUCUAUCUUCAGAGAUUCGCGAAUCCACCGUCCCAGCUGGAUGUGACUAUGAUCAGAUGUCUAGCGGAGAUGUGGAUUGCUGGAGCUUUAGGGCGCUCAAUUUACGAAAACGUUUGGAAACUGUUCACCCAGAUUUGCAUCGAAUCAUCGAAUCGGGUGUACAGUCAGGGAAACAACGAUUCUAAUGAUCAGAGAUACACACAUGUCUCCUUGGCUGUUGAUAUGGCGAUGAGUCGAAUGGCAGUGAGUGUCAAGAAUGAGGAUGACAAGAUGACGUUGCUAGUCAGACUUCUGGAGCUCUUCGUCCAACUUGGCAUCGAAGGACGACGAGUGGGAGAGAAGGUCUCGAAGAGUACGGUCAAGAUGUCCACCAGCGCUGGAAACCUCGGAGUGCUAAUGCCAAAAAUCGCCUCGUUGCUCCGAAGAAUGCAGCCGAUCUCCGAACCAACUCCGAAACUUCGAUCUCUAUUCCGCGACUUCUGGUUCUAUUGCACUGUCCUUGGCUUCGACGUCGAAUCAUCCAGCUUAUGGCCAGAAGAAUGGUACAACGCUGUUUGCGAGACUGCGACGAAGACGCCAGUGCUGAUCGCUUCCGAGAAUUUGAGAUCCGAGUUGAUUGAUAACGCGGCGAUCAGAUCAGACUCUAUCUCUCCGCAAGAGCUUCAAGAGAUGCGGAAUACGGUACUCGCCGAACUCAGUCAUCAAUCGGAGGCUGUACCUUUAAUCAACAGAUUUGAUUUCGCCAACUGCACCUAUCUUUUAUCAGUUCAUCGAAUGGAAUCUAUGCGGCUGAUCCACGCAAACCAUGUGGAUGCAUUCAGCUCAUUUUUCAAAUACAUAGAGGAUAAGACCGUUAGAAAGGAUAAAUCUGGGCUCUGGACGUGUAUGCUUGCAGCAGCUCCCCGGAUAUUUUGGACAUGGUGUGGAAAGAUGAUGAAAAGGAGGGAUAACGAUGAACCUACUGAAGAAGCACUCGUUUGGCAUGCACAGUUCCUUCUAUUCAAAUUCAAUCAUCACCUUCGAGAAGUCAGGAAAGUAGCUGAUGCCUGUCUGAGUCAACUUGUCAAAGCCUUUCCUUAUCUUCUAUGGAAUACCAAGGUGCUCACAACCAUUCUACGUUUGCUCCAAGAACUUGAAGACAAUCUACAGAAGGAUCCGACUUGCAAAGAGCCCCAGUUUACUAUGGAUGGAUUCGAAAAAGGUUGGACUAUUCAGCUACAAGACUCCAUUGAAGGAAGGCGAUCGGUGGUGAAGGACUUCUCAAUGAGAGUCAAGCAAAUUCUAAAGGAAGCAUUGCAAUGGGCACCUGCCUCAACUCAUAGUAAUCUUUUGGAGUAUGUGUCGAAGUUCGGAGCGGAGAGAGAUGCGGCGAUGCAGUUGGCUAUAGAUGCUACCAGUGAAGGAGGCAAAGGAAAGUCUGGAUCCUAUUUAACGUCUCUCUACAAGAGAAGUAACUAUUUGGGACAAGUCAAGGGGAUGCUGGCGACGACGUUGAGUGGGGAUAUCGAUCAGGUUACUGCUGAGAAUUCGUUGAUUGAUCGAUUGGAGAAGGAUUUUCAGAGAGCCUGCAAAAGUGGAAAAGACAAUGAAAUGGAGCAAGCCGUCCUCCUCCUCACCGCCCUUUUCGUCAGCCUUCGCUCCAUGAACGAACGAAUUCUGACGCUUCUCGUCCGAACGCCCCUUCACAACUUCACCGAAUCUACGAUAUCUCUGUGCACAAUGGCUUGGAACUGGUUGCUCAGCGCCCGCCCAGAAGCUCACAGUCUGUUCCUCCAUGAGCAAGCUAGAGCGUUCGCCGACUCUUGCCGUUUUGGUUUGGGACUUUUCGAGAAGGAACACGUGGAUAUGAGUUUGUCUCCAUUGUGCCGUCAAGUCGAACGACCACCACCAUCCGCCAACUUCCGACCGCAUCGAGAAUGGAUCGAGUUCAUAGGAGAGCGAUGUGACGUGGCAUCGUAUUCAUCUCGAGAGCAGCUGGAUGUUCUAGAAAUGAUGUUUGCGCAAACCCUCUCCGCUCAAAUUGGAACCGGUCAUCUUCAUGGAUCUACAGUAGUCAACAAUAUAGGAAACUUGACUGGCCCCACAAGAAAAGAGUCCAUUAAUCAGGUGACACGUGGCAUUGAAGCUGUCGGAGUUAGAUUCAGGCUCCUCUCUUGUGUACUUGGAAUGAUUCAACAGGAUGCUUGCUUGCUCCGCCCUACGAAUCUACUUAUUCGUCAAAGAGUCUAUUCCAGUGCCUUCCACUAUUUCACUAUAGCACCACAAGGACCAACACAAGGGGAAGAUGCGUUGAGGGAGGAUAUUAAGCUUCUGGCGAAAUUUUUUGAUCAUCUACAGAAUGAUAAGUAUUAUAUGGUCAAGGAGACAAUGGCUAAGAACGAUAAGAAUGUGGGAUUGGCAACAACAAUGUCGCAUAUGCAGACCGCUUUUGAGAAGAGUCUGCUGGUCAGUGGGACUGGAGCAGCGACAACCACAGGAACUCCGACAGCAGCUACGCUGAUGCUUCCUCCGACUACAAACUACGCAAACACCCUAACGCUAUCGUCCCAGAAGGCUAUGGCUGCCGCUACAGCUUCCAUGAAGAGUGGCAAAACGAUUGAAGCAAAAUUGACGAUAGAGGAAAAUAAGAGAAUCAAUGUCUACUUGAAACAGAGACAUAUUCUGAUGCUCCUGGUUGCCAAUGAAAUUGAGAGACUAUCCGCUUGGCUCCAUCCACUGGCGUUGGGACAAGAAGACUGUACGAUAGUAUCUGAGCAGUUUCUAAGAACCACCAUUGCCGAAAUCGUAGGUGCGGUCGUGAAUCCGGAGAACAAGAAGAGAAAGUGUUGGAAGGAUCCGGCUGAUAUCGCUUGGAGUAUCUCACCGGAACUGGCGAUUCAACUACCGUCACGAUUCAGAGGAUACCAGGAUCUAGCAGAUGCAGUCGAGAGGCUUGUGAGAUUGCAGCCUGAGCUGGUUGCUCAUAUUCCAGAAGCCCUCCCAUUGUUUUUAAAUGGUGGACAUGUUUUUGAAACGGCUGAAAUGUCGCAUGUGCUCACUUGGGCUCGUUGCUCACCGGUGAUGGCUCUCUCGUUGCUCACACCCAGACAGUAUUCGAUUCAUCCAAUUUCCAUGCAAUAUGCUGUGAGGGUGUUGAGAAGUUAUCCAGCUGAUGCGUUGUUGAUGUAUAUCCCGCAGAUUGUGCAGUCGGUUAGAUAUGACACAAUGGGAUACAUCGCUGAGCUGAUGAUAUGGCUAGCUGGCCACUCUCAGCUCCUCGCUCACCAACUGAUAUGGAACAUGCAAACGAAUAUGUACACAGAUGAGGAUAGUAAGACAAAGGAUCCAGUGCUAUUCGAGCCAUUAAACGACAUAAUGCAACGAAUCAUGUCUCAACUGGAAGGAGCCGCCCGUCGAUUCCACGAAGCGGAAUUCAAGCUAUUCCAUCAGCUUACCGCCAUAUCCGGAACCAUCAAGCCUUUCCCGAAAGGCGAUGCUCGUAAGAAGGCGUGUCUGAAGGCGUUGGCUGAUGUGAAAAUUGAAACGAUCACCUAUCUUCCGUCGAAUCCUGAAGCCGUGUUGCUUGACUUGGACUAUUCAUCUGGAACGCCAAUGCAAUCAGCUGCAAAGGCACCGUUUUUAGCCCGCUUCCGAGUGAAACGAUGUGGAGUUCGAGAAUUGGAGCACAUUGGUCUACAAGCUCAAUCUGAAAAAGAGGGAAAAUCCUCAGAAGCGGACCUGGAAACAUUGCGAAAAGUGCAGGAUAGUCGAGUAUGUUGGCAAGCAGCGAUUUUCAAAGUUGGCGACGACGUACGACAGGAUAUGCUGGCUCUUCAACUCAUGCAACUCAUGAAGAACGUGUGGGCGGGGCUUGGCUUGCCGGUGAGAGUGUUCCCGUAUCGAGUGGUUGCCACGUCACCAGGAUGUGGAGUUAUCGAGUGUGUGCCGAAUUCGAAGAGUCGAGAUCAGUUGGGACGGCAGACGGAUUUCGGGCUGUAUGAGUACUUCAAGACGCAAUACGGCGACGAAAGCAGUGAAACGUUCCAAGAAGCGCGUCGUAACUUUGUGCGAAGCAUGGCAGCCUAUUCAGUCUUCAGCUUUUUACUUCAAAUCAAAGAUCGACACAAUGGAAAUAUAAUGAUUGAUUUGGAUGGACACAUUAUCCAUAUUGAUUUUGGUUUCAUGUUCGAGAGCAGUCCUGGAGGCAAUCUGGGAUUUGAGCCGGAUUUCAAGCUCAGCGAGGAGAUGGUAGCGAUUAUGGGUGGAAAAAUGGAAGCGGCUCCGUUCAGACAGUUCGCUUCUCUUUGUGUUCAUGCCUAUCUGGCAGUUCGUCCGUACCAUAAAUCGUUUGUCUCGUUGGUUUCAUUGAUGCUAGACACUCAUCUUCCAUGCUUCCGAGGAAAGACAAUUCAACAGUUGAGAACGAGAUUCGCACCGGAUAUGAAUGAGAAGGAUGCGGCGAAAUACAUGCAUUCGGUGAUCACCAACUGCUUCCUGAACAUUCGCUCGAAGAUGUACGAUCAGCUACAGUACUUCCAGAACGAGAUUCCUUACUAA